CUGGUGGGAUUUCCAUUCUAACAGUGCAUAGAUGGUUGUGUUUCGGCUCAGACCUAGAAUUGCAUUCCACCGGACGCAGAAGGAUCAUUCACACAGAAAACACUGACAACGUCCAGAGAUGAAUAAGUCAUCACAUGCCUGAGUCAAGAGAGGAUUUCCCACUAAAGCCUGGUUUUACCAACAUUUUUUUCAAGGUGUUGUUGUGAAGAUUAUUUGGCGACGUUGUGUAACAUCCCCUUGGAAAUCUUGCUGUUACAAUGAAGAUGCUACAGUGGAGACAGAUCCUACAGUGGAGACAGAUCCUACAGUGGAGACAGAUCCUACAGUGGAGACAGAUGCUACAGUGGAGACAGAUGCUACAGUGGAGACGAACCGUGCUGCCCAUUUUAUGGCUUGUACCCAUUUCUGUCAUGUUGUGGUUUCACGUACAGGACAUGUCACAACAACGGAGAGCAUUGGAGAUGCGUCAGGUGCAGACAGAGAGAAAGGAGAUGAUAAAAUCAGCCUGCAGUGAGGAAGAACUCCUCCAAAUCAGCUCAUUCAGUUUGAAGCACUUAAUUGUGGAUGACGAUCAUGGCCUUCUCUACUGUUAUGUUCCUAAGGUGGCUACUACCCACUGGAAAGGUUUCAUGCUUUCGUUGAAGCAGGGUGAGCCAUAUGCUGACCCCACAUCCAAGUCUUUGAGAAAUGUCCACGAUAAAUCAAGGUUCAGGACAUUAGACAUGCUCCCAAAAACAGAGAUAAAGGCAAAGCUGAUGCACUACACCAAGUUUUUCUUUGUCAGCGACCCAUUCAACCGUCUCAUCUCUGCCUUUCAAAAUAAAUUUGAGCAACCCAAGGAGUUGAUCUACGCAAAGUAUGGCAAACACAUUCUGCAGCACUACAACAAUGAAUCCAAUCUACCACAGACAGCAGUGGAGGCUUUUGAAUCAGGCAAACGGGUGUCAUUCAACAACUUUAUUCAAUUCCUGUUGGACCCAAAGACAAAGCAACCCUUCGACCCCCACUGGAGGCAGAUACAACAGCUGUGCCACCCUUGCCAAAUACAGUACGAUUUCAUUGGAUUACAGGAGACUCUGGAUGAGGAUGCUGAACAGUUGCUCAGCAUCUUAAAGCUGACAAAAGACUUUAAGUUCCCCCAUGCUUAUAAAAACAUGACUUCUUCUGACUCUGUUUUGCAGUGGUUCAGCCAAGUUCCUCUAAACGACAGAAAGAAGCUGUUCAUGCUCUAUAAGAAAGACUUCAAGCUCUUUGGCUACAGAAGGCCUGAUGAAUUGCUUGAUGGUUGAGAUGACAUUGUGAUGAUGUCAUUGUAACUACAAAAUUAGACUCAGAAACUACAGGCUGCACCACUCAACCUGAAUGUAUGACUCCCACAGCACAUUCACACUAAAUGUUUUUAUUGUGGUCACCAGAGAAAAAUAUCACCAUACACAAUUCCACAAACCACCAAGAUGUUCAUAUUGUUAAUUAUUAAAGUAUCCCUACAAGUCAUUCUUUUCCUUUAAUGGUGUAAGUACGUUAUUAGGUUUAGGCUGUAUGAUUUAGAUGGUGGUUCUUAAAGACUAGGUAGGGACCAUUCCAAUUUCCAAACCCUUUGUGUAUAUGUUUUAAAUAAUAUGCAUAGAAUGACAUUUUAAUAAAUCUAAAUAUAUAUAAAGUAUAAAAGGUCUCCUUGUUAUGGCGAGAAAAAGAUUUUCGUUUAUCGUCAUGUGGUGUCGAACUGUGUCACUUAUCUUGCUGACAGUGGUCUGCACUUUUUACACCACCUUCACCUUCACUCUUGCAAGAAAUGUGCCUUUAAUACUUAUUACGUUUGUCACUAUUGGUGAAAUGUCAAAACAACAUGGGAGAAAAACAGCUUCUUAAUUCCAUGGUAAAUGAUCGGUAUUUAUUUAGUACUUUUCUAUUCUUGAUGACUACUCAAAGUGCUGUAUGCUACAGCAGCAGUUCUCUGACUUAGUACUUAGUACCGCCUGAGAAAACAUUGAGCUCUUGAAGUAUUGCCAACAUUAAAGUACAGUGGUGUAAAUAGGCUGAGCAAAGUCAGCUAGGAGGCAGAUAAGAUCAUUUUGCCAUCUUUAAAAUGUGGGUCCCCAAAAAGAAAGUCUGGGAAACACAGCUAUAGAAAAAAGAAAGUUGGGUGUUUGCAAUAGCUUUGACUGAGUGUGCAGAGGUAUUAUGUGACAGCUGUAUUUGUUAUUCCUGCUGUGUGACAAAAACAGUUUGACUUGUCAGUCCAUAGUAAAUGGCUGAUCCUUGUCAAACGAGUUAGUGCACAUAGUACAGUAAAGGCCUGGAGACGACUGUUGUUUUUGGCUUUUAUUGAGUUUACCAUGAUGCAUAAAAAAAGAUU
Solea solea (common sole) is the source of this 2356-nucleotide messenger RNA. Its product is annotated as carbohydrate sulfotransferase 12-like. The record is from RefSeq and is a predicted model, not a curated record. Gene Ontology annotation, cellular component: membrane. The transcript is spliced from 7 exons. Gene Ontology annotation, biological process: proteoglycan biosynthetic process; carbohydrate biosynthetic process. NCBI's taxonomy places the organism in Eukaryota, Metazoa, Chordata, Actinopteri, Pleuronectiformes, Soleidae. Gene Ontology annotation, molecular function: sulfotransferase activity. Bases 258 to 1289 code for a protein of 343 amino acids.